AUGAAGUACGUCGCCCUCCUCAGCGGCGGCAAGGACAGCUGCUACAACCUCCUCCACUGCCAACGCAAUGGCCACGACCUCGUCGCCGCUGCAUCUCUUGGUCCCGAACAAGGCAAAGAGGAAAUCGACUCAUAUCUCUUCCAGACCGUAGGACAGGAUGCGAUCGAAUUUGUCGCCCAUGCCCUAGAUGUUCCUCUAUACAGGAAAAACAUUCUUGGCGCAGCUGUAGAGCAAGGAUCAGAGUACGGAGGCAGGCAUCCCGAAGAGAGCAGCGGUGUACCUGGAGAUGAGACCGAGGACCUGCACGCCCUCCUGUCUGCGGUCAAAGCGGAGCAUCCCGACAUCCAGGGCGUCGCCAUAGGUGCGAUCCUAUCCAAUUACCAGCGUGUUCGCAUGGAACAUGUAUGCCGACGUCUUGGUCUCACUCCGUUAUGCUACCUUUGGCAACGAGACCAGAUCGAGCUUCUCUCGGAGAUGAUCGAGGCAGGCAUGGAAGCAGUUCUCAUCAAGGUGGCUGGUGUCGGACUCAAGCCUGAGCACCUCGGGAAGACUCUCGUCGAGAUGCGACCGACGUUACUCAGUCUGCACGAGCUGUACGGUUCUCACAUCUGCGGAGAGGGUGGCGAAUACGAGACGCUCACCUUGGACUGUCCUCUGUUCAAGCAGCGCAUUCAGCUAGUUGAGACGGAGACGGUAAUACAUUCCGACAACGACUUUGCCGUGGUCGCGUAUCUGCGCAUCAAAGAUGCAGUCCUCAAGCCUAAAUACAACCAGGUCCCUCCGAACCCCGUCAUUCCUCCCCUUCUGACUCCUGACUUUGAGGCACUGCGUGAUGCUGUCGCAGCGUCGUUGUCAACUUCGUCAGCAAGCACCACGACACUCCUUGCUAACACAGUAGAGUCUGUCGCUCCUCCUGGGAUCGAUGACAAUGGUUCCUCCAGCCGUCAAAUCGGCCGUUGGGUAGCAAUUACGAACAUCACGAGUUCUUCCUCGGUCGAAAAUCCAGAGUUCUCAGUAGAGGACGAGGUGCGCGUAUGCUUCCAAGAGCUGCAAGCCCAACUCUCCCAAUAUUCCCUUAAGCUAGCCAAUUGCUCCAUCAUCAACAUCUUCCUAUCCUCCAUGGACUACUUCGUUGCCGUGAACGGCGUAUACGCGACCUAUUUCGGGACAAGUCCGCCUGCCCGCGCGUGCGUCGCGAUCGACCUGCCUCCGCACACGCGCGUCAUGCUCGACUGCGUCGCGUUUGCAGAGGACAAGCCUGCGGACCGCCAGGCACUGCACGUCCAAGGCCUGAGCUACUGGGCGCCAGCGAAUAUUGGGCCGUACUCGCAGGCAAUCAUCGUCGACGAGCGUGUCUUCAUUUCAGGCCAGAUCGGACUCUUACCCAGCAGCCUUACACUUCCCGCCCCAGUCUCACUAUCGACCGAGACCGCACUGUCGUUCCAGCACGUCGAGCGGAUCGUCAGCACUCUCAAGAAUAACUCGGGCGGCGGCUGGGAGGGACACGGUCAAGCAAACUUGUACUGGCUCGCUCAUGCAAGUGACGUGCCUCACGUAAAGAAAGCGUCGGCAUUGUUCAGCAAAGUUGCCUCCGCACCGACUUUGUUCUUGGUCGUCUCUGCCCUCCCCAAAGGAGCACUUGUCGAGAAACAAGUCCUCCUGCAUACGGGGCAGUACCUCUUGCCGGACGAGGAAGACGAGCUGACCAUGAGAGAUCACGAAGGCGAGGACGGCGCGGGUCUUCACUGGGAGGCAUCAGUCUUCAGUGAGACGACGGCCUCAGUGGCAAUGAUCUGCGUCCGAGGGGAUGCGCACAGUGCUGUCCCAGGGCUGCAUAACGUUACUGAGGUCAACCAAGUACUGUCUCGCGCUCUGUCCAUCCGGCUCUUCUACCAACCAUCCAGGACGUCGUCAUUCGCCGACAUUUUUUCGACGCUAUUCGCACCUCACGAACGUCCACCUGUGACUUACAUCCCCUGCCGACACAUCUCGACACGCGACCACGAUGACUGGGACUACGCUAUGGUAAUAAUCGGUGCCUAG
This is a messenger RNA of Laetiporus sulphureus 93-53, 2043 nucleotides long. RefSeq lists its product as uncharacterized. Bases 1 to 2043 code for a protein of 680 amino acids. The record is from RefSeq and is a predicted model, not a curated record. Lineage: Eukaryota; Fungi; Basidiomycota; Agaricomycetes; Polyporales; Laetiporaceae. Gene Ontology annotation, molecular function: diphthine-ammonia ligase activity. The transcript is spliced from 11 exons. Gene Ontology annotation, biological process: protein histidyl modification to diphthamide.